ACACAUUUUAUAAUACAGCAUAUUAUUAACGACGACCUUGAGGAGCUCAAAAAAAUACUCAAGGACAUCAAAAUUAAUGAAGUUUACCCGUGCAGAGAGUGUGGUGACUAUAUAACACCUCUGAUUGCUGCCGUUGUGAUUCACAGUAGAGAUAUUUUUACUUUUCUUUUGCAUCAAGGUGCACACCCUGACAGACCAUCCCGAUAUGGCCUUACGCCUUUGCAUUAUGUCUCACAAUCCGAAGCACCACUGCUUUUUGUGGAGAAGCUGCUUGAAGCAAAAGCUAAUCCAGAUGGAUGGAGUAACAAACAGCGGUUCACUCCACUACAAACUGCUGCCGUCAACAACAGAGAGGAUGUUGUGAAAGUUCUCCUUUCUGCUGGUGCUAAGGUAACAUUGUUCCCUAUCACUGACCGUAAACAAGAUAUUCACAAUAAAAAAAUAUCUCAGGUGAUUCAUAACCUUGCAUCGAAAGGAGAUACAUUCUGCUCCAAAAUCAGAUAUUUCCUAGAUUUGGAAAUUGCUAUGCGAAGGAAAUCACCUAAAGAAGUGCUUAAAAGUUUUCACAGCCACAUGCUGAAGGAGCAUCCUCAGUUCCAUGUGACCAUGAUCGAAAACCUUUUUAGCGUAACAGGGCGGAAUGAAGAAAAAUACCGCCAGGGAUGUAUUAAAUGGCUGAAGGACACUGGAAAUCUGAACUCCUACAUGACAGAUGCUAUCAGUCGCCUCCCAAACAUUCCUCAGGAAUAUGUAGCUAUGGCAAUUGUAAGUUUAUAUGCAGUUUUGCUGACAGUGGAAGAGAUAACAAAUGAGCAAACAUCGGCCAUGAUCCCCGAACUACUGAAACAACUUCACUCAAUCAAAAGACCUCAUAUAUGUGAAGUUAUUGUGGAAGCACUGUAUUUGAUAACACAGAAAACAAAAAGUACAAAUGAGUGGCAUCCCAACUUUAUUGAGAAGUUAUGCAAAGCAGUCGCUCCUUUUGUGCAAAAAGAAUUCUCUUCAAACAUGAGAGUCUUCACAUAUGGUAUAUUUGGAAACUUGCUGUCAUUUGAUCAUGCAGCCAUAAUCUUCACAUCAGUGGGGAUAACUUCAGUACCUGAGGACAUACUGACAUCUGUAGAUAUGAACAUGAAUGACAAGCUGAAAGAAGUGCUCAGACGACUGAAAAAUCAUUUCAGUGAACCAAACGAGGAAUGGGACGACUGCAAAGCAUUGCCUGAAUCCAAGAAAAAAAAGAGAAAGAAGAAGAAAAAGAAGGUAAAGCCAGAAAACUGUGAAGACCUAACAGAUGAAGUUUGCACUGCUGCAACUGACCUCACAGCAGCUCCAGUUGUGGAGUCAACUUCAAAUGUGAAGCCAAUCCACUGUAACACCUCUCUGUCACCAGUGAGACACAAAUGGCUACAAAUCAGCAAGAGAUGGAGAGGUCAAUUAGAGAAGCUUGUUAGCACUGAUGAAAGUGAAGUAACCAGAAUUGGGAGCAUGAUCUAUGUGAAAAAAGAAUUCCGCAUAGCGAGGGGAAGUGAUGGCACUGAAGUCUUCUUGGGGCUGAGAGAUGAUGGCACUGAAGUUGCUAUAAAAAAAAUGACUCAAUUAAACUAUGGAGUGCUGAAGAAUGAGGAAGGAUUUCUGCGUCUUCCAGAGCUUGAUCAUCCAUCUAUUGUACGAUACGUGGACUUUGCAGAGGAUGAGAACUUUGGAUAUCUUGGUCUUCAACUGUGUGAGUACACCCUGGAAGAAUACAUCCGAAAGAUCGAUGAUGGUGAUCUGCUGAAAAAGACACUUGUCAAACAGGUUCUCGAGAGUUUAAAGGUGCUUCAUUGUCAGAAUCCUCCAAUUCUCCACCGAGAUCUCAAACCACAGAAUGUUUUGAUUGAUGUUAACGGGAGAGCAAGAUUAGCAGAUUUUGGCACCAGUAGACGGUUAUCCAAAGGUCAAACAACUUAUCGCACAGGCAGUGCAGGAACAAAAUGCUGGAUGGCCAAGGAGACUUUAGUAGAAGAAGGUGACACUGUCAUACCAUACAAGUCCAGCACUGAUAUACAGGUGGCGGGGAUGCUGAUCUACUAUAUCCUCUCUGGAGGACACCAUCCUUUUGGCGACAAACCCUCUAAAUGUGAGAACAACAUCGAUGAAGGAAAGUACACUUUGGACCAUGUGGAAGAUGUUGUGGCAAAGGAUCUCAUCGAGGGGAUGAUCAAUGAAGAACCAAAGAAAAGACCUAAAGUAGAAGAAUGCUUGAGUCAUCCCUUCUUCUGGACCACUGACAGGAAAGUAGAAUAUUUGAGAAAGGUUGGAAACAGGGAGGAGGUGAGAAACUGUCGAAAGGCUGACCAGGAGUUCAUUUCUUCACUGGAAAAAUGUUCUGUGGAUGGAUCCUUGAAACAGUGGAAAGAAAAGUUUCCACCAGAGUUGGUCCAAAAGAUGGAUGGCAAGAACAAAGCCUACCCUGACAACACACUGGGAUUACUGCGCUUCAUACGAAACCUCCAGGAGCACUAUGAGAAGGAUGCAGCUCAAGUUGAUGUGGUGUCGAUAUUUCCUGAUCUCUUUGGAUGUGUUUACACGUUUGCCAAGACCCAAGGGUGGAAUUCAGAGACCCCCUUGAAGGAACUGUUGAGAAGAAAAUACCUCAGCAGCAGCUUUAUAAACCUGUGCAUAAACCCUGAGGAGCAUGUGGGUCUCCCAGUUCAAGAGUCUCAGCCCAGUGUCUCGAAAAAGGACAACGGAUCCCAAAAAUGAGACUGACUUUUGGUCAAUGCGAUGUGUUACAGGAAUAGUUAAUGUCAAUAACUAUUGCUGUAACAUGAAUAUAGACAUGUAUAUACACCAUUGUAUUACCUGCUAACAGCUACGUAGAUAGCAAGCACGUAGUCUUGCUAUCUCAAAAGCAGCCCCGACCCCACACAAAGUGGGAUCAUUCAUUCAUUCAGACAGUCACAUACACACCCAUGUGUAGGGCUGACCUCGGGGGUAAUGUAAUAUUGUAGUUUUUAAAAGUUAUGUGUUCAAACCAUGUUUAAAAGCUGUUUUUCUGACUGUGACAUGUCAAAACAUCUUCUGUUAAUAAGCCUGUGAGGUUUUGCAUGUGUAUUGUUCAUUGGAAUUAUUUUUUAAAGGCACACAGUAACAGUAGGCUAAUGGAUUGUAAGAUACUGUGCUGUGGUACAUUUUCAAGGGGCACUUUAGUAUUUUGUAAGAUUUUUUUUACUUUUCUUUGACCAUAAGCCUCAUAAGAAAAUAUUUCAGUUUUAUUUUGCUACAUUAUCUGAUGGCUGCAAUUAAGGAUGACACACAUUUUCACAGAUUGCAGUAUAUUGAAAUUGAAAAUACUUAGCUACUUUGUACCUUAUAUUUUACUGCUGAUAUAUUUUUUACUGCUUUAGUUUUUAUUGUUGUAAUUGUCCUUUCUUAAUCUCUUGUUUUGAUUUUGGAAAAACUAUUUGAGUUAUUUUAGUCUCUUGAGUUGGUUUUGCUGGUCUUGUCUUAUGUACAAAGUCUAAAGAGAAAUUUCUACUUUAUUUGUAUAAAACUUUUUGAAUGUAUUAAAUGUUAGUAUCAGGGCUCAAUAUCAAUCAGGACCAAGUCUUCCCUCUCACGUAUUAUGGCUUUGGCUGGAUGAAAGCUCAGUGUGAUUUCUUUCACUUCCUUUACAAAUGACAUUAGAAUUUUUACUUUUCUUUGGAAAUAUUAACUCAUCUCAUUAAAUUUUUUGUCCUACUCAUGUCUCGGAACAAUGAAAUAACAAAUGUUGGCAGAAGUAUGUAUACCAGCUUAGCAUGUAUCUACAUGAGUUACACUGAAAAUCUUUAAUUUCUUUUUCAGCUCUUGUUAAAAUAAUUUGUAAUUCUCUCUCUGUUGUCUGUCUCUGUGCGUGUCACAGGUCACUAUCAAAUGCAUGCAUACGUGUGUAUGUGCCCUCUCUCUAUGCAUUUAUAUAUUAAUCAUGCAAUAUGAUUUUGAUACAAUGAUUAUGUUUGUGUGUUAAUAUUGAUUUAGAAACUGUGAUUACUUUAAAUACAUAUAUUCAGUUUGCUUAAACUGAUUAAGAUUCUAUAAUCUGUGUCUCCAAAUUAUAUCUGUAAGACAUAACAAGGCAGAAUGUUUGUCUUAACAAGUUUUGAUAGCAGGUCAGGACACAGUGUGCCGGGCAGAGAAGAUUGCUGCCCGGUGACAUGACGUGUCCCUGUAUUGAUUAAAACUGACCAAUCAGCGGAUCCAGAAGACGGAACUUCCUGGAAGAAAUCUACAAUGGGUUCGAGGGAAAGGAGACUGGUUCAGACUUCAUGACCUGAAACCAGUCUGCAUGUAAAUCAGGGAAGUGAUGUUUGAACCCACAGAUAUCUCUGUAAAAUGCACAUUUCUUGACA
Centropristis striata (black sea bass) is the source of this 4373-nucleotide messenger RNA. RefSeq names its product serine/threonine-protein kinase/endoribonuclease IRE1-like. The record is from RefSeq and is a predicted model, not a curated record. Gene Ontology annotation, cellular component: IRE1-TRAF2-ASK1 complex. The coding region runs from base 526 to 2745 and encodes 739 amino acids. Gene Ontology annotation, biological process: intrinsic apoptotic signaling pathway in response to endoplasmic reticulum stress; IRE1-mediated unfolded protein response; protein phosphorylation. Lineage: Eukaryota; Metazoa; Chordata; Actinopteri; Perciformes; Serranidae. The transcript has 6 exons. Gene Ontology annotation, molecular function: ATP binding; protein serine/threonine kinase activity; RNA endonuclease activity.